Molecule: messenger RNA, 759 nt
Organism: Zychaea mexicana
Lineage: Eukaryota; Fungi; Mucoromycota; Mucoromycetes; Mucorales; Lichtheimiaceae
Exons: 3
Coding region: 1-759 (252 amino acids)
Source: RefSeq, a predicted model, not a curated record
AUGUCUACCGGAAACAAGCACAAGCGAACUCCUUGUGAUGCCCAAUGGUGUCUCGACAACAUCAACGACUUGUCUUUAAAAAUCUUUUGCGAUCAACUUUUCUUUGCCCGAUCGAGUAAAUGUACCCUGCGUACUUCGGAAGCCACCGGUUCUCAGAGUUCUCAGAGUUUCAGCAAAUCCCUCACGACCAACAUCCAAAAUCUCCUGAAGUCCUUUGACACACACAUAGAAUCUGAUUCACCAACAAUGACUGCAGAAACAACACCUGUUUCAACAUCGGCAACGUUGGAGCCUGAUAACAAUGACAGCAACAACGUCAAUAAAUGGACAUUCAACAAUACCAAUGUUACAAGUCUAUUUCGACAGUACCAGCAAAAAAUUGCAAUCCAAGUAGCGGACAAGAUUCCGUCUCAAGCAGAAUCCGACCUCCAAGAAUUACUUGCGUUAUCCAACAUACUCUUUCUGGCACCAAAUCAACAUAGCGAUUUGAAAGUGCAAGUCUUUGGCGAAUUGAUUGACUCUCUUUGCCACGAUGCCGUUGAUCGGCUCAUGGACAACUUAGACGUAGAUUUCACAAUGCAAGAGGUGUCUGAUAUAGCGGCCAUUGUGGAUGGUGUUCCAGCCGGCAAGAAGCUGGCCGUUGAUGCCCAGAUGGAUCUCCUAAUCAAAGCCCGAACCAUGGAUCCUGUCAAGGCAGCUGUAGGUGGUCAAACUCCCUACCCGGGAAGUUGUAGACAUGGAUUCCUUUGGAGAAACUGA